AUGGACUUGGCAUCUAUCCAGGACGAGCAAUGGGGACAAUCUAUCGCAGGAGUUGAAACCACGACGAACUAUAAUCCUGCUCUGUUCUCCGACUUUCAGUCCUUUCUCGACAUGGGCAAUACUCCCAUAGACGCUUUGGCCUCUUUACAGGUAGAGCCCCAGACGCUUUCCGAACAGCCGUCUUCCGAUCAAUCCCAGGAUACAACAAGAGCAGCGACCGUGGCAGAGGAAGAUAUACUAGACGCGGCGAUACAGUCAUCAUUAAGGGAUCUUUUGUGGCCCGGAUGGCCGACUACUCUUCCCGCACCCAUACUGACAAGGUCCAGUGUCGAAAUAUUCUUCACGACCAUCCCGUCCAUCACUCGCGUCAUCCACAGACAAUCGUUCCUAGCCCGGCUAUCUCUUCCCCCAACCCACCCCGAAUUCCCUCACAAAUCUCUCCUACACGCCAUCUGUGCCGUCGCAUCUCGCCAAUCGGCUGCCGUAUACACACGCACCGUCCAAGAAGACAUUGAAAAAUCGGCAAGAGACGCCAAGGCUGCAAAGGGAAAAGGGCUGGAUGUUGAUCCAGAGAGUUUGACCUGUUUCGCAGAGAAGCAUGCAGAGUAUGCGCUUGCGGCUAUCAAAGUAAAUCAUGUCAAUGCAAGGGGGCUGUUUGACAUGCUGCAAGCGGUGAUCGUUCUCGUGCAUUGGGGUCAAUCGGUCGCUCGAUGGAUGGAUUGCUGGUAUCUUGUCGGCACAGCCGCCCGACUAGCCACUUGCCUCGGGCUUCUUGAUAGCUGCAGCAUACGACUCGACAAAUCAACUCCCUACCGCCGGUCCAUACUGGGCUAUCCCAAAGACGAUGCGGAAAAGGAAGAGAGAAAGGCGGCGAUGUGGUUUUUGCUGAUGUAUGAUGUGACGAGCUCGGCUUCGUCAGGAUGGUCCGGGACGCUGCCUAUGGAUGAAAUUACUACCCAUUUCCCUGCGGCACGGGUAGACUUUGAUAGAGGAGGCGCCAUUCAGGAGAAUCCCCAGUCGUUCGUGUCACCCGAUAUCUACUUCAACCAUCCAGUCGUAGAUAGCUUUGUGAUGCUGUCAAAAGGCAACAUUCUGCUAAGCAGGGUCAUCAAAUUUGUCAAGCGAAGUCGUGGAAUGCAAGCCCAUGAGCGAAGCUCAGUGGCGGACCUGCCAGAGUUUCAGCAGAUUGAGAAUGACCUGGGCAUUCUGAGUAUGACCUUUCCGCCAUCUCUCCGGGAUCCGGUGCAAUACAUGCAAGGCCCUAUCAAGACAAUUGACGCUGAUCUCAUUAGUGCACACUUGGUACUCCACGUCGCAGCAAUCCACCUCCACGAGCCUUUCGCCGACAUGCAGGACCCCACGUCUUCUUCUGCCAACAGACUCUUAGUGGAGGCGCGGGCUUGUUUGAAUAUCGUGUAUCUGAUAGUCAGUGGGACCGCGGACGUGUCGUACAUGGUGGCCCCUUUUACUUAUCUGUUUACUGCUGCCCGAACACUGGCCCUGUUCUAUAACCGAGCAUUGGAGACACAGGACGAGGUUUCUGCGAGGACACUCUAUACUGAAAUCGCGGUUUUCAAACAUGUGUUUACCAGCCUCGCGACCCGUCACGCCGUGGGCGUCCGCCACCUCACCAUGAUUGAUACUAUGACCGCCAGCAUGGAAGAAGAAGCUCUGGGCCGUCCCGUGGUCAAUGGCGAUCUAUCCGGCCUCGGAGCUCAGGCUUCGCGCAUUCAUUCCAACUCGACCCCCUUCUCGUCUCGCUCCAACAACUCGUUCCACACUGCCAGUCAAUCCACAACCCCAGAAGUAUCCUUCCUCGCAGAGAACCACCCUGAUGCUCUGAUGAUCAAUGAUCUCAGAAGCAAGUCGUUGUUCCACUGGUCUUCGAGCGUUAGUGGCAGGCUCCAAGACUACCUCGAUCAAAGGAGAGGGUAUUUGAAGAGUUCUCCAAGCACCAGUGAUAGUAUACCCGAUGUGGGUAGUAGCAAGGGACAGGGUGAGGGACCUGCGCACGUUGAUCCACUGGGUUGGAUGGAUUUGAAGAGUAUAGGGAAGCUGGGAGAUCCGCUCCCGACUUCGGCAUUGUUUACGCCAUAG
This is a messenger RNA of Cryptococcus amylolentus CBS 6039, 2097 nucleotides long. RefSeq lists its product as hypothetical. Gene Ontology annotation, molecular function: DNA binding; zinc ion binding. Gene Ontology annotation, biological process: DNA-templated transcription. Lineage: Eukaryota; Fungi; Basidiomycota; Tremellomycetes; Tremellales; Cryptococcaceae. The record is from RefSeq and is a predicted model, not a curated record. Bases 1 to 2097 code for a protein of 698 amino acids. Gene Ontology annotation, cellular component: nucleus. The transcript is spliced from 11 exons.